Penicillium paradoxum is the source of this 390-nucleotide messenger RNA. Its product is annotated as GPI anchored serine-threonine rich protein. NCBI's taxonomy places the organism in Eukaryota, Fungi, Ascomycota, Eurotiomycetes, Eurotiales, Aspergillaceae. The record is from RefSeq and is a predicted model, not a curated record. The transcript is spliced from 2 exons. Bases 1 to 390 code for a protein of 129 amino acids.
AUGGUGAAUUGCUAUAAAGACUGUCCUGAUGACCCAUCCCGGGUAUAUGCAGAGUCCACGCGCCAACAAAAAUGUGCCAGGACCAAACCAUCCGUGCGGAUAUCGACACCUGCAUUGGCUAUGCGCUCGGGUGCAGCUUCUGUCAUUCCAAGUGCCAGCGCUACUGCUGGUGCUUCCAGAGCCUUGGCUACGGAGACCAGCAAUAAUGAUGAGGACAAUGAUGGUUCCAACUCUGAUGCUGAUGAUGAUUUUAACGAAGGAGUCCCGACUAAAUCGUAUAGUGGGUUAGAAGCCAAUUCGAUUGCAAGUCUAAAAGAGGGGAGUGCUUCUGAUAUCAAGGCUUUGACUUGGGUAAGCUUGCUAGGACUCGGGGUAGCGGUGCUGUUUUGA